Molecule: messenger RNA, 4168 nt
Organism: Linum trigynum
Lineage: Eukaryota; Viridiplantae; Streptophyta; Magnoliopsida; Malpighiales; Linaceae
Source: the annotation of a GenBank genome assembly
GCUAUUUUAUGCAGGAAUGUAUAUAAUUGAAUAUAUAUUCUUUUUCUCAUUGGCCGUUGGCCUCAAAAUUCGAACUAGGGCAUGGUGAAUGUUUUUCAUCUCCAUGUUACCACUAGGCCUAUCCUUUAAGAAGUAUAGAUGAGUGAAGUUAAGUAUUACAUGUAUUCAAAGGGAGACUUUUUUUUCUUCUAAAAAACAAGACUAUUCGAUUUCAUUGGCUAAUGUGGUGCUACAAACAAAUGAAAUUAGUACGGGUGACAUGUUUAAUUAUAGACUUUUCACUUUUUAGUUAGGAUCAGAGCAGUGGCGGACCCAGAAAUUUUUUAUAGGGGUGUCCUCUUUUAAAAAAUAAAUUAAAUAAAAAUAAAAUCGUAAAUAUGAAAAUACCUUACUCGUACAGAUUAAAAAAGUCGAUGUGUUUUCAUAUUCGAAAAUAAUUGUAGAAUACACUUUGUGUUUAUAGUGUUAAAAAAAAUUCUCUAUAUACCCUACUAGACAAUCAUUCAGGAACUUAUCGCAUAUUCGAUUUGUAAACUUGUUCUUGAUGUAACCUAAAGCUGAAAGACUCUUCAACACUUUUCGUACAAUCAUAAAAUCAAUACAAAUUAAGGGUAGAUUGAAAUUAGUUUAGAUUGAAAUAAUUAGAGAUAGGGAAUGACUUUUACUAUUACACAUUGUUCAAAAUCGAACACCAAAUGAGUUGUAGCUCAACGAAAAUUAAGUUUAUUAAUAAUUAUAGUGUUCUAGAUUUGAAUUACCCAACCUACCAUUUAUAUUUUUAUACACAAAUGACAGUAGGAUAAUCAUUUUUUCAAAUUUCAGGGGUGUCCCUCACUAUCAAUUAUAUUUUUUUGUCUAUACGUAAAUUACCACCGAGAGUUGGAUAAUCAUUUUCCCGAAAUUUAGGGGUGUCCGGGGACACCCUAAAACCCCCUGGGUCCGCCCCUGGAUCAGAGACUAAAUCAUGCCGGAAAGAUUUUACGAUUGAUACUUGGAUAGCCUUAAAUUAAAUUCCCAAAUAGUUUAGCUUGGAACACCACAUCAUCAAAGCUGUAUGCAGAUAAUAUUCAACGUUUUUACACCGAAAUACAUGUGAGCAUAUCAGGUCGGAUCGGAAUCAGCAUUUUCUUUUUCGUUUGUUGGUAGUCAAACAUAAUUAUUUUAUUUGAACGAUUCUAUAAUAAUGGAUUAGUUUAGUGCAACGUGGAUCCAACGUGGAUAUUCAUCAUUGGAUAAGACUACCGCAACUUCUCCACUGGAAGAAUUGAAAGCUGCAGACCAGAUAAGCAGAGAAAGACACAACACAACGAGAAAGAGAGAAUAAGAACAGAUCAACUCAGAUUAACCGCAAGGCCAGAGGGGAAAAAAUGGCGCCCCUGUCAAUUUCUCGUUACAGUGGUAACUUCAAAUCUCUCAGUAUAAAUACCUCCCAAAUCGUCCGUCCAAUCUCAAUCCGAUCACCGUUUGCCCGCUCAAUUCGUUUCUGCAAUCUGCUUCUCCGCACCACCACCAAGCUCUCUGUUUCUUCUUCUGGUACUUUACUUCCUCUGUUUUUCCCUUUCCUUCCCGAGAAAAGGGUAUUCGUUCGUUUUUGUUUUCUCCUAGGGACUAACGGCUUUUCUAUUUCUGGGUCCUUCCUCCAUAUCUCGGAACUCGCAGUAUCUCUAACGAUUAUAACAAACCGAGAUCCGAAACAAUGACGAUUAAACCGGCGGUUCGGAUCUCCGACAAGAAGCUAAUCGUCAAAGACCGGGCCAUUCUCGCCGGAGUGCCGGACAAUGUGGUGGCGACGUCGAGCUCCGACUCGGGCCCGGCGGCGGGAGUCUUCGUCGGAGCGAUGCUCGACGAAGAAAGCAGCCGCCACGUGGUUCCGUUAGGCCGUCUCCGUGACGUCCGGUUCAUGUCCUGCUUCCGGUUCAAGCUAUGGUGGAUGGCUCAAAGAAUGGGGGAGCGAGGGAGGGAUAUUCCGUUAGAGACGCAGUUCUUGCUCGUCGAGACCAAGAGCGGGUCCCACCUCGCAUCCGACGGCGGAGAUGGAGUCAAUCAGAUCGUCUACACCGUCUUCCUCCCUCUGAUCGAGGUCUCUUUCCGCGCCUGCCUUCAGGGGAACCAAAACGACGAGCUGGAGCUCGUUUUGGAGAGCGGCGAUGAGGGCAUCAAAGCGUCGUCGUUUACUCACUCCCUGUUCGUUCACGCCGGCACGGAUCCGUUCGCCACGAUAACGGAGGCGAUGACGGCCGUUAGGUCGCAUCUCCAGACGUUCCGCCUCCGUCACGAGAAGAAGCUCCCCGGAAUCGUCGAUUACUUCGGGUGGUGCACGUGGGACGCGUUUUACCAGGACGUGACGCAGGAAGGCGUCGAGGCCGGGCUCCAGAGCCUCGCCGGCGGCGGGACGCCGCCGAAGUUCGUGAUAAUCGACGACGGAUGGCAGUCCGUCGGCGGAGAUCCGGAGAAAGAGACCUCCAAUUCGCAGCAACAACAGCCGUUGAUGAGAUUGACCGGAAUCAAGGAAAACCCUAAAUUUCAGAACCAUGAAGAUCCGGCGGCGGGGAUCAAGAGCAUCGUCAACAUCGCCAAACAGAGGCACGGAUUGAAAUUCGUCUACGUCUGGCACGCAAUCACCGGAUACUGGGGCGGCGUCCGGCCGGGGGUGAAGGAGAUGGAGGGGUACGAAUCGGCGAUGAAGUAUCCGAUGGUGUCGAAGGGAGUCGUGGAGAAUGAGCCGACGUGGAAGACUGAUGUGAUGGCGGUUCAGGGGUUAGGGCUCGUGAAUCCGAAGAGUGUGCACAAGUUCUACAACGAGCUCCACAGCUAUUUGGCGGCAGCAGGAAUCGACGGUGUGAAGGUGGAUGUUCAGUGCAUACUGGAAACUCUCGGCGGAGGUUUGGGUGGAAGAGUGGAGCUUACAAGGCAGUAUCAUCAAGCUCUUGAUGCCUCGGUAGCGAGGAAUUUCCCUGACAAUGGCUGCAUCGCUUGUAUGAGCCAUAAUACGGACGCAUUGUAUUGUUCGAAGCAGACGGCGGUGGUGAGGGCCUCGGACGAUUUCUACCCACGGGAUCCGGUGUCGCACACGAUUCACAUAGCGGCGGUGGCGUACAACAGCGUGUUCUUGGGUGAAAUUAUGCAACCGGAUUGGGAUAUGUUCCAUUCCCUCCAUCCCGCGGCGGAGUAUCAUGCCUCUGCUCGGGCUAUCAGCGGCGGUCCGGUCUAUGUCAGUGAUGCGCCGGGAAAGCACAACUUCGAGCUGCUGAGGAAGCUGGUUCUACCUGACGGGACGAUCCUCAGAGCUCUGCUGCCAGGCAGACCCACCAGGGACUGUUUGUUCUCCGAUCCAGCUCGCGACGGUGUCAGUUUGCUAAAGAUAUGGAACAUGAACAAGUUCUCAGGCGUGCUAGGUGUUUACAACUGCCAAGGAGCAGCAUGGAACACAUCCGAGAGGAAGAACACGUUCCACCAAACGAGGAACGAUGCACUUACGGGCUCCAUUCGAGGCCGAGAUGUUCAUCUCAUCAGAGAAGCAUCAGUGGGCUCGAAAUGGAGUGGCGACUGUGCAGUCUACUGUCACGGCUCUGGCGAACUCACCACCCUUCCGUACAAUGCAUCCCUCCCUGUGUCGCUUAAGGUGCUCGAGUUCCGGAUCUUCACCGUUGCACCUAUCGAGGUCUUGGCUCAAGAAGUAAGCUUCGCGCCAUUGGGGCUGAUUGAAAUGUACAAUGGUGGUGGAGCCAUCCAGGGGCUGAAGUACUAUGAAGUUGGAAAAGUGAGGAUGGAAGUGAAGGGGUGUGGAAAGUUCGGAGCUUUCUCUUCGACAAAGCCUAAGAAGUGCAGCGUGGAUUCGAAUGCAGUUGCUUUCGAGUAUGAGACGUCUUCUGGGUUGAUUGCUUUCACCCUGGACAACUUGCCUGAAGAGGGGAAAUUUCAUGAGGUCGAAGUGGAGCUAUAAACUUAUGGAAGAUAUCUAUUUAUCAUCUUAUUUAUCGUUGAACAUGUGCUAUAGCCUAGAUAUACAACUACUUAGCGUUGAAAUGGCGGGUAUGGUCUACUAGUAAAUUGUGGGAUCUAUACAUUUGGAGAUCUAUAGCUUAGAGAGACAUCAAUGUCAGAAUAAAACUUCUCUAUAUGGGAUAGUCUGUGCAAUGUAAGAAUUAGAUAAAACUGAGACAUUGAG